AAUUCAGUUUCAGUUUGGCGACGACUCUCAGACAGCCGGUCUCUAUUCCAGUUCUCAGUAAAAAAUAUAUAUAACAUAUUGCUCAAUAUGGCCGAUCCCAACGCCAAACCCAAGUAUACAAAACUCUUCAUCAACAAUGAGUUCGUUGAUUCGGUGUCGGGCAAGACCUUUGCCACUUUCAAUCCGGCCACAAAUAAGGAGAUUAUUAAAGUGUCCGAGGGAGAUAAGGCUGACAUAGAUCUGGCUGUGGUUGCGGCCAAGAAGGCCUUCCAUCGGGACUCGGAAUGGCGCAAAAUGAGUCCCUUGCAGCGCACCACUCUGAUGAACAAACUCUGUGCUCUGAUGGAUCGGGACAAGGCAUUCCUGGCCAGUUUGGAGACGCAGGACAAUGGCAAGCCCUACGCCGAGGCCCUUUUUGAUGUCACCUACUCGAUGCUGACGCUGCAGUACUAUGCCGGCUGGACCGACAAGUUCUUUGGCGACACCAUUCCCGCCGGAGGCUUUACAUCGAUGACGCGCAAGGAACCGGUGGGCGUGGUGGGCCAGAUCAUCCCCUGGAACUACCCCCUGCUGAUGCUGGCCUGGAAAUGGGGACCUGCUCUGGCUGUCGGCUGCACCAUCAUCAUGAAGCCCGCGGAGCAGACUCCCCUCACUGCCCUCCACAUGGCUGCUUUGGCCAAAGAGGCCGGUUUCCCAGCCGGAGUGAUCAACGUGGUCAACGGGUUCGGACCCACUGCAGGAGCUGCCAUCAGUGAGCACCCCGACAUUGCCAAGGUGGCUUUCACCGGCUCCGUGGAAAUUGGUCGCAUUGUGAUGCAGGCUGCGGCCAGGACGAACUUGAAGAGGGUAUCCCUUGAGCUGGGCGGCAAGAGUCCUGUGGUGGUCUUCGAUGAUGCGGAUGUUGACUUUGCGGUGGAAACCACCCAUGAGGCUCUGUUCUCCAAUCACGGCCAGAGCUGCUGUGCCGGCAGUCGCACCUACGUGCACGAGAAGAUCUACGAUGAGUUCGUGGCCAAGGCGGCUGCCAAGGCCAAGGCCCGCAAGGUGGGUAAUCCCUUCGAGGAGAAUGUGCAGCAGGGUCCUCAGAUCGACGAUGAGAUGCUGACCAAGGUUCUGGGCUACAUUGAGAGUGGCCAGAAGGAGGGCGCCAAGCUGCAGGCUGGUGGCAAGAGGAUCGGCAACGUCGGUUUCUUCGUGGAGCCCACUGUCUUCUCGGAUGUCAAGGAUAAUAUGCGAAUUGCCCAGGAGGAGAUCUUUGGUCCCGUGCAGUCCAUCUUUAAGUUCAGCUCUCUGGACGAGAUGAUCGAUCGGGCCAACAAUGUGCAAUAUGGCCUGGCCGCUGGCGUUAUUACCAACGAUAUCAACAAGGCCCUGAAGUUCGCCAACAACGUGGAUGCCGGCUCCGUGUGGAUCAACUGCUAUGAUGCCGUGCUGCCCUCCACUCCCUUCGGUGGCUACAAGCACUCCGGAAUUGGUAGGGAGCUGGGAAAAGAUGGACUCGAAAAUUACCUGGAGACCAAGACCAUCACCAUGAAGCUGCUUUAAGCUGGAACUUGAAGAGUUUCCCACUUCGUAUACACAACACUUGUAUUUUAUUCGCACUUGUUUUCGAUUUUGUCCUUGGUUAGACUAUUGCAUUUUAAAUAAAACUAUUGGAUUAUA
This is a messenger RNA of Drosophila elegans, 1662 nucleotides long. RefSeq names its product aldehyde dehydrogenase X, mitochondrial. NCBI's taxonomy places the organism in Eukaryota, Metazoa, Arthropoda, Insecta, Diptera, Drosophilidae. The record is from RefSeq and is a predicted model, not a curated record. The coding region runs from base 88 to 1545 and encodes 485 amino acids. Gene Ontology annotation, molecular function: aldehyde dehydrogenase (NAD+) activity. The transcript is spliced from 6 exons.